AUGUCAAGUGGUAUUGGUGCUUGGGGUGGAUCUGGUACAUGUUAUCCAAUUUUUUCAGAUUUUUGUACAUGUAUUUUUGAUAAACCAUUAGAAUUAUGUGAACCAUACAGAAAAGAUUAUUUAGAAUGUCUCCAUAAUGUUAAAGAAUAUAAGAGUCAAUCAUCAGAAAAUUACCAUAAAGGUGGUGAGGAAAGAAUUAACAAAGUUAGAGAAGCAAUUAAAAGAGCUCAAGAAUAUGAUCCAAAAAAAGGAAAAUCUGAAUAA
Dictyostelium discoideum AX4 is the source of this 264-nucleotide messenger RNA. RefSeq lists its product as hypothetical. Lineage: Eukaryota; Evosea; Eumycetozoa; Dictyosteliales; Dictyosteliaceae. The transcript has 2 exons. The record is from RefSeq and is a predicted model, not a curated record. Gene Ontology annotation, cellular component: mitochondrial intermembrane space; mitochondrial inner membrane. The coding region runs from base 1 to 264 and encodes 87 amino acids.